AUGUCAAGAACCCCUAUGAUUCUCCCCCUUAUUGCAGACUCAAAGAAGCAUGCGGUUAAUCCUGCUGGUCGGGCUACUCGGACUCAUACUUCUAUCGCCACCACCGAAGGUUCUACUUUUCAUACUUCAUCUCAAAAAUCCGCAUGGAUUAUCAACUCAGGUGCUACGGAUCACCUGACUUUUGAUCCUAGCCAACUUAUUAGUCGCAAAUCAUCCACUCUGUCGGCGGUGUCUAAUGCUAAUGGUACCCCCUCCCCUGUGGUUGGGGAGGGCUCUCUAUCUCUCUCUACUUCCCUACAUCUGAAUUCUACGAUUGGUUGUGGUACUCGACGGGGCAAAUUUUACUACUUGGACUGGGCAUCGGAUAAUGCGGUCAAGGUUGGUCAAGCUUUCAGAACCAGUGGAACUCGUUCUGAGGGGGAGAGAGACAAAAUUUGGUUAUGGCAUAAACGUCUUGGGCAUGCCUCGUUCGGUUAUCUUAAGAAGUUGUUUCCAUCAUUAUUUUCCAAUCUUGAUGUUUCCAGCUUCCAGUGUGAUACGUGUGAAUUGGCUAAGAGCCAUCAUGUCCCAUUCCCAUUAAGUUCAAAUAAGAGUUUGGUUCCGUUUUUCCUUAUUCAUUCUGAUGUUUGGGGACCUGCUAAAAUUGCCACUCCGGCAGGGGCGCGAUGGUUUGUCACGUUUAUAGAUGAUUGA
This is a messenger RNA of Prunus armeniaca (apricot), 693 nucleotides long. Lineage: Eukaryota; Viridiplantae; Streptophyta; Magnoliopsida; Rosales; Rosaceae. The record is from the annotation of a GenBank genome assembly.